This is a messenger RNA of Melanaphis sacchari, 4819 nucleotides long. RefSeq lists its product as uncharacterized. The coding region runs from base 243 to 4787 and encodes 1514 amino acids. The transcript has a single exon. Gene Ontology annotation, biological process: DNA integration; proteolysis. Gene Ontology annotation, molecular function: aspartic-type endopeptidase activity; nucleic acid binding. The record is from RefSeq and is a predicted model, not a curated record. NCBI's taxonomy places the organism in Eukaryota, Metazoa, Arthropoda, Insecta, Hemiptera, Aphididae.
UAAGCGAUAUCCAAAAGUUUUUUUACUUGCGCUCCUCGUUAUCAGGGGACGCCGAAAACGUAAUAAAUUGUCUGCAAACCACGGCCGAUAAUUAUAAAGUGGCGUGGGAAAGUUUAACAGAGCGUUACGACAACAAAAAGGUUUUAAUACAAGUACACACACAAUCUAUAUUCGAUUUGGAACCAAUUAAAAAGGAAUCUUCUUAUCAAUUGCGCCGAUUAGUAGACGCGUUAAUAGGACACAUGAAAGCAUUAGAAACAUUAGGAGAAAACCCAAAACAGUGGGGAUCAUUAUUAAUGCAUUUAAUAGUAUCUAAAUUAGAUGCAAGAACAAUGAGAGAAUGGGAAGUCACAUCGUCCAAAACAGAAGUUUCCAACAUUUCAAAUCUUACCGACUUUUUACAAUCAAGAUUUCGAGUAUUAGAGGCAGUGGAAACAUCUCAACAAAUCAAUGCAUUAGCAUUUGAAAACAAUAAUCGCAAAACAAAUGCGAAUAAAAGGAUCAAAUCGAACGUGUUCGCCACCACCAGCGAAGUAAAAUGUUAUUCUUGUAAACAAGCACACACAAUAUAUCGUUGCCCAUCAUUCCUUGGUUUGACGAUUUCGGAUCGCAUAAAAAGAGUAAUUGAAUUAAAAUUAUGCAAAAUAUGUUUAAGGCCACAUAAUGAUGGUGAUAAGUGUCAAUCAAGACGAUGUACACUAUGUUCGCGCCCGCAUAAUAGCCUAUUGCACCUAUCCCGUACCGAUAAACCCGUCAGACAAGUCGCGUCGCAUAGCGAGGUCAAUGACCGCGACGACGAAAAAGAUGACAAGAAUAGUAACGCUCCGAUCGUAUCGGUGAGUGCGUAUGCGUAUCGUAAAGGUAACGACGGUCAAAUUUUACUAUCAACCGCAACCGUGAUGGUUUAUAAUAGCAAUCGUCAACCGACAUAUUGUCGUGUACUGUUGGACAGCGGGUCACAACAUAAUUUCAUAACAGAAGCACUGGCACAACAAUUAAGACUAAAACGCACAAGAACGUCAUGUGCUGUUAUCGGUAUUAACGAAUCUACGCAUUCCGCAUCUCAUAUAGUAAAUACGAAUAUAAAAUCACGCGUAACAAAUUAUUUAUCGAAUUUAGAUUUUUAUGUUUUACCCAAAUUAACUACAAACUUACCAUCAAUGCCCGUCGUAACAUCAAAUCUUAAAUUACCUGCAGGGCUGGCGCUGGCAGACCCCACAUUCGGCACACCACAAGCGAUCGACAUGAUAUUAGGUGCCGAAAUAUUUUUCGAUUUAAUUAUUAAUGAACAAUUGCGUCCAAUACCAAACGGACCAGUCUUACAGAAUACGCGAUUAGGAUGGAUUAUUUCCGGUCCGGUACCGCACUCGAUAGUUCGAAAUACGAACGCUAGUAUAUCGCUGUUCGCACAUACUUCACCAAACUUACAAACACUCGAAGACCAAAUGGCUGCAUUUUGGCGUCUUGAAGAAAUAGCACCCGGUCAAGCAUAUACCACGGAAGAACGUGCGUGCAAACAGCAUUUCGAAAAACACGUCCAACGCGACGAUUACGGACGUUUCGUUGUUGUAUUACCAUUUAAGAAGGCGCUUAAGUUAGGAAACUCAUAUGAGAGAGCUUUACGUAGAUUUCUGUCGUUAGAAAGGCGUUUGCAAGCGGACACAGACUUAAAAAACGAUUACGUCAAAUUUAUGAACGAAUAUAUCGAGCUUGGGCACAUGUCAAUUGCGAACGCGAAUCCAGAUGUCUCAAUGACAGAUCGCCAUUAUUACCUACCGCAUCAUGCCGUAUUGAAAGAGAGCAGCACGAGUACCAAAUUGCGGGUAGUAUUCGAUGCGUCGGCGAAAACAGACGCUAAUAUUAGCUUAAAUGACGUACUAUUGAAAGGUCCGUGUAUACAGGAGGAACUUGUAUCUAUAAUGGCUCGAUUUCGAACGCAUAAGUAUGCCAUUAGUGCAGAUAUAAAAAAAAUGUAUAGACAAAUUUGGGUCACUGAAAGCCAGCACGAUUAUCAGCGUAUCUUAUGGCGUGAAAACCCCGGCCAUCCUUUAAGUACGUACUGCUUGAAAACAGUGACAUAUGGCGUAAUUACCGCGUCCUAUCUAGCUACGGCGUGUUUAAAUAAACUAUCGAAUGAUGAAGCUGUCCGAUAUCCCGAAGCCUGUCGUGCCUUAAAUCAAGAUUUUUAUGUUGACGACUUUCUUGGUGGCGCAGCGUCAUUAUCUGAAGCAUUGAAAUUACGCGACGAUUUGAUAACGGUUUUAAAAGGGGCUGGUAUGGAAUUAUGCAAAUGGUCCAGUAACGAUUAUAGACUAUUAAAAGACGUUAAUGGUACAAAUUCAGGUGUUACUAAUAAUUUAACCGAUAAAGAAAAUACUACGAAAAUACUAGGCAUGUAUUGGAAUCAAAACAUCGACGCAUACCAAUAUAAUGUACGCCCGUAUAACGAAAAUAUACGCGUUACGAAACGAGUCGUCUUAUCAGAGAUAGCGUCCGUGUUUGAUCCGUUAGGACUGAUAAGUCCAAUAAUAAUUAAAUUAAAAAUAAUAAUGCAACGAUUAUGGCAGGUAAAUACGAGCUGGGAUGCUGCAUUACCUUCGGAUAUCGAAAAAGAUUGGAUAGACGGCCGUCGGAAAAUGAUCGAUUUAAAUACACUUGCCAUUAACAGGUCCAUUGUUGGCGAAGGCGAGAUAGCUGAUAUUCAGCUACACGGGUUUUCAGACUCAUCUACAACCGCAUACGGCGCGUGUUUGUAUUUACGUGUGGUAAAUAUUAAUGGUAAAUGCACUACGAAUCUAAUCUGUUCGAAGUCGCGUGUAGCCCCGUUAAAAACCGUUUCAAUACCGCGACUAGAAUUACUCGCAGCCGUACUACUAGCGCGCUUAGUGUCCAAAUAUGCACCAUGCUUGCGACUGCCUAUAAAAAAAACAUUUUAUUGGUCAGACUCAAUGGUUGUUCUAGCAUGGAUAGCGUCACAGUCGUCCCAGUGGAAGACGUUUGUAGCUACUAGAAUUGGAGAAAUACAUGACCGUACUUCUAUACACGAUUGGAACCACGUAGGUACCCACGAUAACCCGGCAGAUAUAAUAUCACGCGGAUGCUGCCCGUCUAAAAUUAAAAAUCUUAAAAUGUGGUGGAAUGGACCAGAAUGGCUGUCUUCUGAUCAGUCCAAUUGGCCGAAAAAUAAUAAAAAUAUUAUUUCAUGUGAAAAGGUGAUAGCAGAGUCAAAAAUUACAUCUUACGCAAACGUAACGACCACCCACGAUCGCGAUGAAUCGUAUUUUAAUCGAUAUUCGUCGCUUACAAAAUUAAUACGUGUAACGGCAUAUUGCAGGCGUUUCGUGCGUAACGCGCUGUCGAAGUGCUCUGAUAGAUCUUACGGACCAAUACAAGCAAAUGAGUACGACGCAGCCAACCUUUGUAUAAUCAAACAAAUACAGUCAAUAUAUUUUUAUAAAGAAAUAUCGGAUUUACGAAAUUCGCGUUUGGUACAUUGCAAGAGUUCAUUGCGCCAUCUGAAUCCUUUUGUCGACGAAAAUAAUUUAAUAAGGGUGGGUGGCCGAUUAAAAAAUGCAUCCACACUAGAAACGUUUCAACGACAUCCUAUCGUGUUACCGGCAAAAAGUAAUUUUACUAGGUUAAUAUUUUUGCACGAACAUCAACGAUUAUUACACGGCGGCCCGCAAGCUAUGCUGGCGUCGGUUCGCGAUAGAUAUUGGCCGCUGAACGGACGAAACAUUGCGCGCACAAUCUCGCAUCAGUGUGUAAAAUGUUUUAGAUACCGUCCUAUUGUCGUACAACCUAUUAUGGGCAACUUGCCGAAGGUUCGCGUCGAACCGUCUAGAGCAUUUUCGAAGGUCGGAGUAGAUUUUGCCGGACCAUUUCAUAUUAAAGCCAGUCUGCGUCGAAAUGCGCCUACCAACAAGGCGUAUGCUUCUAUUUGGGUGUGUUUGGCAACCAAAGCAGUUCACGUAGAAGUAGUCGGCGAUUUGACUACGCAAUCUUUUCUAAACGCGCUGCAAAGAUUUUGCGAUCGGCGUGGGUUAUGUACCGACAUUUACUCGGACAAUGCCACUAAUUUUGUAGGCGCAAAUCGUCAACUGCAAGAAUUAAAGGCACUAUUUUUAUCCAAGGAGCAUCAACACCAGGUCAUCGACGCAACAACAAAAUGUGGUAUUCAAUGGCACUUUAUUCCGCCCCGCUCACCACAUUUUGGUGGUCUGUGGGAGGCUGCGGUUAAAUCAUUUAAGACGCAUUUAUACAAAACCAUAGGUAACGCAUCGCUCACCUUCGAAGAAUUGAAUACAAUUUUUGUACGGAUUGAGGCGAUAUUGAACUCUCGUCCUUUAACCCCUCUGUCCACCGAUCCCUCUGAUAUGUCUGUAUUAACUCCCGGACACUUCCUCAUUGGCAGCUCUUUAUGCGCACUACCUGAUAGGGAUGAAACCACUACGCCUCCAAAUAGGCUAACGAGAUGGAGGAGGGUCACUCAACUGUCGCAACAACUUUGGUCUCGAUGGAGUAGGGAUUAUCUAUCGCAAUUACAAGCGCGCAAUAAGUGGACUAAAUCUCAAGGUCCCAUUAUCCAAGCGGGAACAGUGGUCCUCAUUCGCGACGACAAUCUUCCGCCAUUACAAUGGUCUAUUGGUCGGGUAAUCGAAAUCCACGUCGGCACGGAUAAUCAGAUACGCGUAGCUACUGUUAAAACCAGUCAUGGAAAGUUUCAACGAGUCGUACGUAAUUUAUGCCCAUUACCUUUUGAUGACAAUCAACAGAUAAAGAUUUAAAUAUUAUCAGUUAAAAUUUAAAUGUGUAUUAA